GCGCUCCUCCAUGAGGCAGUGCUGGCGCCCUUUGUGGGCAUAUGUUGGGGCUCUGGUUCUCUAGGGGUGGGGCACAGGAGUGGCUCCUGCCUGAUACCAUUCUCCCCUAUGUCUUUCAGUGCACUCUUCUGCCCGGUGGUCCUGGCAUUGACCAGCAUAGACGGUGAGCCUGGAGGAAGAUUUGCCUUGGGCCCACUGUCCCUGGGCCAGUGUCCAUCAGCCAGGUGCCCAGCCCUCUUCAGUGCACUGAAGCUUGGCCCUUCCUGGUGCCCUCGUCUGCUGCACUGAGCUGUGUGAGCUCUCCGCCCAGCAGAGCCCCUGGCAUUGACCAGCAUAGAUGGUGAGCCCAUUAGGAAGUUUUGCUUUGAGCCUGCUGGCCCCAGACCAGUGGCCGUCAGCCAGGUGUCCAGCGUCCGAUGAGCUGAAGCUGGGGCCCUCCUGGCAUCCUGGUCUCCUGCAUUGAGCUUGUGAUCUCUUCUGCCCAGCAGAGCCCAUGACAUUAACCAGCACAGAUGGUGAGACUGGAGGAAAAUUUUUGUUGGGCCCACUGAACCUGGGCGAGUGUUCAUCAUCCAGGUGCCCAGCCCUUGGUGUGCUGAAGCUCAGGCCUUUCCUGGCACCCUGGUCUCCUGCAGUGAGCUGUGAGCUCUUCUGCCCAGCAGAGCCCCUGGCAUUGACCUGCAUAGAUGAUGGACUUCCUCCCUCCAGAGGAAGACUUGUGUUGAGCCCGCUGACCCCAGGCCAGUGGCCAUCAGCCAGGUGCUCAGGCCCUGGUGAGCUGAAGCUCAGGCCCUUCCUGGCACCCUGGUCUCCUGCACUGAGCUAUGAUGGUGAACCCAGAGAAAGAUUUACAUUGGGCCAAGUGUCUCUGGACCAGUGUCCGUUAGUCAGUGUGUCCAGCCCCUGGUGCACUGAAGCUCAGGCCCUUCCUGGCACCCUGUCUCCUGCACUGAGCUUUGUGAGCUCUUCUGCUCAGGUGGGUCCCCUGGCAUUGACUGGCAUAGCGAGCUCUUCUGUGCAGGUGGGCCCUUUGGCAUUGACCAGCAUAGAUGGUGAACCCAGAGGAAGACUUGCGUUGGGCCCAAUGUCUCUGGGCGUGUGUCUGUCAGCCAUGUGCCCAGCCCCUGGUGCACUGAAGCUCAGGUCCUUCUUGGCGCCCUGGUGUCCUGCACUGAGCUGUGUGAGCUCUCCUGCCAAGGUGGGCCCCAUGGCAUUGACUGGCAUAGGUGAGUGGCAUGAAUGGGUCCCAUGGAAGACGGCUUCUCUGAAGACCUGCAGAAGUGACCAUGGCUCAGGCAGCAAAGAGUUUCUUCAGCCCCAUGCAGGACAGCUCCCAGAUGAGACUCUGUGCAUGGUGAGCUCUUCAGCUCAGAAGGGCCCCUUGGCCUUGACCUGCAUAGAUGGUGAGCCUGGAGGAAGACAUGUAUUGGGUCUGCAGGCCCCAGGCAUGUGUCUGUCAGCCAGCUUCUCAGCUCCCAGUGUGCUGAAGCUCGGACCCUUCCCGGUGCCCUGGUCUCCUGCACUGAGCUGUGAUGGUGAGACCAGAGGAAGACUUGCAUUGGGCUUGCUGUUCCUGGGCCAGUGUCCAUCAGCCAGGUGCCCCAGCCUCUGCUGUGCUGAAGCUCAGGCCCUUCCUGGCACCCUGGUGUCCUGCACCAAGCUGUGUGAGCUCUUCUGCACAGGUGGGACCUGUGGCCUUAAGUGGCAUACAGGUGGUGAGCCUGGAGGAAGACUUGUGUUGGGCCUGCAGGCCCAGGGCCAGUGUCCGUCAGCCUGGUGCUCAUCCCUUGGUGUGUUGAAGCUCGGACCCUCUCUGGAACCCUGGUCUCCUGCACUGAGCUGUGUGAGCUCUUCCACUCGGGCGGGCCCCCUGGUAUUGACCUGCACAGGUGAGUGGAUUCUGCUGAUGUCCCGAGCCAUGAGCCAGGCCAUAUGGGGUCACCAGGGGUCAGCCUAUGGGAUACGAGGGUUUCCUGAGGGAGCCAGCCCGCAUUUCCACGAGAGAGGCAUGAGGUUUCCAGAAGAGCAACUUUUGCUGUAA
Molecule: messenger RNA, 2041 nt
Organism: Sapajus apella (tufted capuchin)
Lineage: Eukaryota; Metazoa; Chordata; Mammalia; Primates; Cebidae
Exons: 21
Coding region: 494-2041 (515 amino acids)
Source: RefSeq, a predicted model, not a curated record